AGAAAGGUGAUAUUGAGGCCAUUUAGCCUGCAGAGCCAGCAAUGGUAGCCCCAGAGGGGCUAAAUAUGGGAGUUAAUGUGACCUGCACUCCCUUCUACCCCUGCAAGAGUCGAAGCUCCUGAGAGGUGGCAUAAAUGCCACCCAUAGUUAGAGCAGUCCCUGCCUGGGCUUUGGACAAGGGAUCAUACCUACUCUCUUGCUACUGAUGUGAAGAAGAUAAUCACAAGCUGAGCCACUGAUACCAGUGCUUCUCAAACUUAAAUGUGUAUUUGAAUCAUCUGGGUAUUUUGGUAAAGUGCAGACUCUGUUUUAGUAGGUCCAGGGUGCGGCCUAAGAUCCCACAUAUCUAACAAGCCCCCAGGUAAUGCUGUUGCUGCUGGUCUACAGACCAUACUUUGAGUAGCAAAGGACUAGAGGCAGCAGUGGAGACUACACACAAUGGAGGGUGCACAUCCAGUUUCAGGGAGAAUGUGUGCACAAAGUUACAGAACCCAUUAAAGUGGAAAUAGCCACCAUUUUGUUAUGGUUGUGAGGCAGUCAUUUCCCGGUGGAUUUACACACCUUCCAGUAGCGUGGUGUGGUCGUUAAGCACUUGGAUUCUGAAGCUUGACCUCCUGAGCUCUACCUCUCAGUAGGUCUGUGAUCUUGGGCAAAUCUUUUAACUUCCCUGCAUCUCAGUUUCCUCAUCUCUAUAAUGGAAAUAAGACUAUUGUGAGGAUGAGCUGAGUCAAUAGAUAUAAAGUCCUUAGCACAUAACAGCAUAGUAAGUGCUCAGUAAAUGUUGCUAUUCUUGUUGAUAAUACGCCCUUCUAUAACAGUUGACAUAGAAACACACAAGGGCUUAGUCUCCUCCUGGUACACAGUCAAAAACGUAACCCCCAUCUCCCUCCCAAAAGGCCUGUAUCUUCUCUUUCAAAUUCCUCCUACCCUCCUGCCCACUCCCACUCUCCCUCCCCUGGCCCUUGGCCCCAGUGUGGUCUGGAUGGGCCCCACAGGGGCAGGGACAGGGACAGGACGUGGGGCUGUAUCUGACAGGAACCUGAGGGGCUGGCCCGGGAGGGGAUUGGGGCCCGGCUUCCUGAGAGGAGGAUGGGCUAAGGCAGGCACACAGUGCCGGAGAAGAUGCCCUCCUGGGCCCUCCUGUUGGUCACCUCCUGCCUCCUCCUGGCCCCCCAAAACCUGGCACAAGUCAGCAGCCAAGAUACCUCCUUGCUGGCCUCGGAUUCAGAGCCCCUGAAAUGUUUCUCUCAAACCUUUGAGGACCUCACUUGCUUCUGGGAUGAGGAAGAAGCAGCACCCAAUGGAACAUACCAGCUGCUGUAUGCUUAUCCAGGGGAGAAGCCCCGUGUCUGCCCUCUUAGUUUUGAGAAUGUGCUGCCCUUUGGAACUCGAUAUGUGUGCCAGUUUCCAGCCCAGGAUGAAGUUCGCCUCUUCUUUCCACUGCACCUCUGGGUGAAGAACAUGUUUCUGAACCAGACUGUGACCCAGCGGGUGCUCUUUGUGGAUAGUGUGGGCCUGCCAGCUCCCCCAAAUAUCAUUAAGGCUGUGGGCGGGAGCCAACCAGGGGAACUUCAGAUCAGCUGGGAGACCCCAGCUCCCGAAAUCAGUGCUUUCCUGAGGCACGAACUCCGCUAUGGCCCCAAGGAUCCCAGGAAUUCCAGUGCUCUCACAGUCAUGCAGCUGCUGCCCACAGAAACCUGCUGUCCAGCUCUGCAGAGACUAAACCCAGCCCCAGCUCUGCACCAGCCUCCGUGUGCUCAGCCCAUGAUGCCCCAACAGGAUCGACCAGAGCAGACCUCCCCAACUAGAGAAGCUUCAUCUCUAACAGUGAUGAGUGAAAGCUGCCUCAUCUCAGGGCUCCAGCCUGGUAAAUCCUACAAGCUCCAGCUGCGCAGCCAACCUGAUGGGGUCUCCCUCCAUGGCUCCUGGGGAUCCUGGUCCCUCCCCGCAACUGUGGACCUGCCUGGAGAUGCAGUGGAGAUUGGACUGCAGUGCUUUACCUUGAACCUGAAGAAUGUUACCUGUCAGUGGCAGCAACAGAACCACACUAGCUCCCAAGGCUUCUUCUACCACAGCAGGGCGCGGUGCUGUCCCGGAAACAGGGACCCCAUCUGGGAGAAGUGUGAAGAGGAGAAAAAUCCAGGAUUACAGCCCUCCCAGUUCUCUCGCUGCCACUUCAAGUCACGAAAUGACAGUGUUAUUCACAUACUUGUGGAGGUGACCACAGCCCGGGGUGCUGUUCACAGCUACUUGGGCUCCCCUUUCUGGAUCCGCCAGGCUGAAGGGCUUAGGCCAGUCCCUGCUGGCAUCCCUGUAGUGCUCAUCCCCACUCCAAACUUGCACUGGAGGGAGGUCUCCAGCGGGCAGCUGGAAUUGGAAUGGCAACACCCAUCAUCGUGGGGAGCCCGAGAGACCUGCUAUCAGCUCCGAUACACAGGAGAAGGCCAUCAAGACUGGAAGGUGCUGGAGCCGCCUCUCGGCGCCCGGGGAGAGACCCUGGAGCUGCGCCCGCGCUCCCGCUACCGCUUACAGCUCCGCGCCAGGCUCCAUGGCCCCACCUACCAAGGCCCCUGGAGCGCCUGGUCAGAUCCAGUGAGCGUAGACACUGCCUCCGAGACUGCCUGGAUCUCCUUGGUGACCGCUCUGCUCGUGGUGCUGGGCCUCAGCACCCUCCUGGGCCUGCUGCUGCUGAGGUGGCAGUUUCCUGCGCACUACAGGAGUCUGAAGCAUGCCCUGUGGCCCUCACUUCCAGACCUGCACCGGGUCCUAGCCCAGUACCUUAGGGAUACUGCAGCACUGAGUCCACCCAAGACUGCAGUCUCAGAUGCCUGUGAGGAAGUGGAACCCAGCCCCCUUGAAAUUCUACCCAAGUCCUCAGAGAAGACUCCCGUGGCCCUGUGUUCCUCCCAGGCCCAGAUGGACUACCGAAGACUGCCUCCUUCUUGCCUGGGGACCAUGCCUCUGUCUGUGUGCCCACCAAUGGCUGAGAUGGGGUCUUAUUGUACCACUCACAUUGCCAACCAUUCCUACUUACCUCUAAGCUGCUGGCAGGCCCCUCUCUCCCAGUACCCUGGACAGAUCCAAACCCACCAGACCUCUUUUCCCAACCUCCCUACCCACUCCAACCCCACAACACAAACUUCUCAGACCUCACGUCCAUCCCCCUCUGUCUGUCCUCAUAGUUGGGCUCCACGACACUGACCACUGAUGACGACCUUUGGUACUGCUGCUGACAUAAAGCCAGGACCCUCGCUUCUCACACCAGGCUCAUUUGACCAAGCUGCUCUAACUUUCACCUGUUUCCUCUCUCCUCUCUAAUGCUGGACUCCUUGAAAAGGCAUCUCCACAUCCCCACUUCCCAUUUGCUCUUCAGACUAGUUAGUUCCCCUACUUUGCUAAGGAAACUACCCUGGCAGAGUUCACUUCAAACUAUGAAAUUGCAAGAUCAAGUAGGAUCUUAUCAGUCCUCAAUUUAUUUGAUCUCUCUGUGGCAUCUGUCAUGGUAGCUACUCAUUUCCCCUUUAAAUUCUCUCCUACCUUGGCUUCCAUAAUAUUGCCAUCUCUCCUGGCUCUGAGUAUAGGAGUAGUGAAAGCAUAAACUCUGGAAUCAGAACUGGGUUCAAUUCCUCUCUUACCCACUUGUUAGCUGUGUGACCUUGGGCACAUAACUUAAAGUCUUUGAGCCUUGGUUUCUUCUUUAUUAAAAUAGGGAUAACGACAGAACCUCACAGACUUGUGAAGAGAAUUGAGAUAAUCCAAAUACAGCACAAUGCCUAGGACAUAGUAAGUGUUUAAUAUAUCUGAACUAUUGUAAUUAUUCCUUCCUAUUAUUCUCUUAUCCAGGCAUGUUUUCCACCCCUUAAUUAUUAUAGUUCUUCAAGAGUCUAUUGACUUUCCUAUAAGCUGAUCAUUCCAAAGUUCUUAUCCACAGCCCUGACUUCUACUACAGUACCUGUGAUGCUUUAUGCAAGUGACUGUUUACAUGUUUGUCUCCCACUACUAGAUUGUGAGCUCCUUGUAGGCAAGCAAUGUGAUUUAUUUGUCUUUUCCCCCCAGCACCUAGAGCAGUGCUUGGCGCAUGGGAGUAGGCCUUCAAUAAAUGUUUUCUAAAUGAAGAAAAUCUUUCUGGACAAUGCCCCCUUAACCUCAUGCCAAGCUCCCUCAUUCUCUAGGCCAUUCAUUUUCAGCAGUAAAUGUGCUUAGGCCAUUCUGUUUAUAGAUUCCCCUGACUCAUUCAAAUUCACAAAUAAAUGGUAUUUUUUGCUGGCUCCAAA
Messenger RNA from Acinonyx jubatus (cheetah), 4274 nucleotides. It is a transcript of the gene MPL, whose product is annotated as MPL proto-oncogene, thrombopoietin receptor. Lineage: Eukaryota; Metazoa; Chordata; Mammalia; Carnivora; Felidae. The record is from RefSeq and is a predicted model, not a curated record. Gene Ontology annotation, biological process: hemopoiesis; positive regulation of cell population proliferation; immunoglobulin mediated immune response. The transcript has 12 exons. Gene Ontology annotation, molecular function: protein binding; cytokine receptor activity. The coding region runs from base 1123 to 3201 and encodes 692 amino acids. Gene Ontology annotation, cellular component: external side of plasma membrane; membrane.